GAACGUUCCACUCCUCACCACCCACCCCAAAACGAGAAACGCCCUAAAAACAGAAAAAAACAAAAGUCGCCUCACCCCAACCACAACAAUGGGGUCCGUGGACUCCCCACUCCUCGUCAAAAGAGCCCACUUCACCAUCGACGACGCGCACGAGAAGGGACGGAGCGGAGCCAUGGCGGCGUCAGCGGAGGGAGAGAACGACGAGGAGACGGGGGCGCUCGUAGCGUCCGCCGCGGCGGCUGCGGCGGCGGCGGCGGCGAGGGAGAAGGGGGGCGGGGCCGAGGAAGAAGAAGAAGGGGAGGACGAGGGAGGCGGCGGCGACGCGCCGGCGGUGAGGAGCGCCGGGGACGCGUGCAAGGUGUUCGCGGAAGAGUCGAAGAGGCUGUGGGCGAUCGCGGCGCCCAUCGCGUUCAACAUCAUAUGCUUGUACGGCACGAACUCGACGACGCAGAUCUUCGUGGGCCAUCUCGGCAAUCUCCAGCUCUCGGCCGUGGCCAUCGGCCUCUCCGUCGUCUCCAACUUCUCCUUCGGAUUCCUCCUGGGGAUGGGGAGCGCGCUGGAGACGCUGUGCGGGCAGGCGUACGGAGCGGGGCAGGUGUCGAUGCUGGGCGUGUACCUGCAGCGGUCCUGGAUCGUCCUCCUCUGCUCCGCCUUCCUCCUCACCCCGCUCUACAUCUUCGCCACGCCGAUUCUGAGGCUCCUCGGCCAAGACCACGCCAUCGCCGCCGAGGCCGGCAAGUUCACGGCCGCCAUCAUCCCCCAGAUGUUCGCGCUGGCGGUGAACUUCCCCACCCAGAAGUUCCUGCAGGCCCAGUCCAAGGUCGCCGCGCUCGCCUGGAUCGGCCUCGCCGGCCUCGCCUGCCACGUCGCCCUGCUCGCGCUCUUCGUCUACGCCUUCGACUGGGGCAUCUACGGCGCCGCCGCCGCCUACGACGCCUCGUCCUGGGCCAUCGCCGCCGCGCAGGCCGCCUACGUCGUCGCCCGCUGCGGCGCCGGCGGCGCGUGGACCGGGCUCUCGUGGGCCGCGCUCAGGGACCUCUGGGCCUUCGUCCGGCUCUCGCUCGCCUCCGCCGUCAUGCUCUGCCUCGAGAUCUGGUACAUGAUGGUGCUCGUCGUCCUCACCGGCCACCUCGACCGCGCCGAGAUCGCCGUCGAUUCCAUCUCCAUCUGUAUGAACAUAAAUGGAUGGGAGGGAAUGCUCUUCAUUGGACUCAAUGCAGCUAUAAGUGUUCGGGUGUCGAACGAGCUCGGGUCGGGCCGGCCCAGGGCCACAAUGCACGCGGUGAUUGUGGUUGUGAUCCAAUCCCUCGCAUUUGGGCUCCUUGCCAUGGUCCUCAUCCUAGCAUUCAGGAACAAUUUUGCAGUCAUAUUUACGAGCGACGCGGAGCUACAAAAAGCAGUUGCUGAUAUUGCUUACCUUCUCGCCGUGACCAUGGUGCUCAAUAGCAUUCAACCUGUCAUUUCAGGAGUUGCUGUUGGAGGUGGGUGGCAAGCUCUUGUGGCAUACAUUAAUUUGGGCUGCUAUUACAUUUUUGGGCUUCCUCUGGGCUUCCUUUUGGGCUAUCUUUUCCACUGGGGUGUGCAGGGAAUUUGGGCUGGGAUGCUUUGUGGAACAACAUUGCAAACACUGAUUCUAUUGUACAUAGUUUGGAAAACUGAUUGGAAAGCUGAGGCGGAGCAAGCUUUAGAACGUGUCAGAUUGUGGGGUGGACAAGAAGAAACCAAGUUGCCAACAACAGAAGCUAGCUAGCUUCAUAAGCACUUUUGGUGAUUUUUCUUUUUUUUUUUUUAAAUUGAAUCAGUAAAUUUUACUCUUUCUUUUUGCUAGAUAGAUUGCUAGUAUAGUUUUUCCUUUUUUCCUUUUUUUUUAAAAAAAAUUUCCUACUGUAAAUGGGUGUAAUAUCAUCUACCCAUUAGUACUAACCCUAAUGAAAUGAUCAGGGCCAAUGUGUAUGUUUUAUCUAA
Messenger RNA from Ananas comosus (pineapple), 1965 nucleotides. RefSeq names its product protein DETOXIFICATION 35-like. Lineage: Eukaryota; Viridiplantae; Streptophyta; Magnoliopsida; Poales; Bromeliaceae. Gene Ontology annotation, cellular component: membrane. The record is from RefSeq and is a predicted model, not a curated record. Gene Ontology annotation, biological process: xenobiotic detoxification by transmembrane export across the plasma membrane. Gene Ontology annotation, molecular function: xenobiotic transmembrane transporter activity; antiporter activity. Bases 89 to 1750 code for a protein of 553 amino acids. The transcript is spliced from 7 exons.